Molecule: messenger RNA, 673 nt
Organism: Morus notabilis
Lineage: Eukaryota; Viridiplantae; Streptophyta; Magnoliopsida; Rosales; Moraceae
Product: dehydration-responsive element-binding protein 2D
Exons: 1
Coding region: 1-600 (199 amino acids)
Biological process (GO): response to stress; positive regulation of DNA-templated transcription
Cellular component (GO): nucleus
Molecular function (GO): DNA-binding transcription factor activity; transcription cis-regulatory region binding
Source: RefSeq, a predicted model, not a curated record
AUGGAAGAUCGCGAGAAAGAUCAGACGGCGAAAGCCGUGGUGAAGGCGGCGCGGCCAGUGAUGGAGCGGUCGAGGAAGCGGCGGAUGAAAGGGAAAGGAGGGCCGGAGAACGCGGAGUGCACAUUCAUAGGGGUGAGGCAGAGGACGUGGGGGAAGUGGGUGGCCGAGAUCAGGGAGCCCAACCGCGGGGCCCGCCUGUGGCUCGGCACCUUCAACACCUCCACGGAGGCCGCCCUCGCGUACGACGACGCCGCAACCAAGUUAUACGGCACCAGCGCCAAGCUCAACCUCCCCGACCGCCACCACCGGCUCGAGCCUUCCUCCGCCGCCAACCAAGACGCCGGCUCACGCCUGCAGCCACUAGUCAUGGAUAAUGGUUUUACGACGACGAGUUCUAGUACUACCGCUACUAAUGUUAAUCACGAUGAUGAUGAUAAUAAUAACAAUAUUAAUAAUAAUAACAACAAUAAUAUGCCGAUUUUCGGUUGGCCGGAGAUUUGUCAGGUAGGGAGUGAAGAUUUUGGAGUUUUAUUUGGUGGAGAGGAUGAUCAGUUUGUCGAUUCCAACAAUAUUGGCUUCCCAUCUCCUUGGAGCUUGUGAUGUUGGUCAAUAUCUUUGCAUAUGAACUUGAACUACAACAAUGGUUAGUGCUAGUUAGCUUGUGUACAAAUUA